CGUGAGGUCAGGGGCGGGAUCGCUGCCAGGAGACGGCGGGAGCGGUUUCGCCAUGGCUGCCGGGCCCAUCUCGGAGAGGAACCAGGAUGCCACUGUGUAUGUAGGGGGCCUGGAUGAGAAGGUCAGCGAGCCCCUGCUGUGGGAGCUGUUUCUCCAGGCGGGGCCGGUGGUCAACACCCACAUGCCGAAGGACAGGGUCACUGGUCAGCACCAAGGCUAUGGUUUCGUGGAGUUCUUGAGUGAGGAAGAUGCUGACUAUGCCAUUAAGAUCAUGAACAUGAUCAAACUCUAUGGGAAGCCAAUUCGGGUGAAUAAGGCAUCAGCUCACAACAAAAACCUGGAUGUGGGGGCCAACAUUUUCAUUGGGAACCUGGACCCGGAGAUUGAUGAGAAGCUGCUUUACGAUACUUUCAGCGCGUUUGGGGUCAUCUUACAAACCCCAAAGAUUAUGCGGGACCCUGACACAGGCAACUCCAAAGGUUAUGCCUUUAUUAAUUUUGCUUCAUUUGAUGCUUCGGAUGCGGCGAUUGAGGCCAUGAACGGGCAGUACCUCUGUAACCGCCCGAUCACUGUGUCCUACGCAUUCAAGAAGGACUCCAAGGGUGAGCGCCAUGGCUCAGCGGCUGAGCGACUUCUGGCAGCCCAGAACCCACUCUCCCAGGCUGACCGCCCGCAUCAGCUGUUUGCAGAUGCUCCGCCUCCACCCUCUGCUCCUAAUCCUGUGGUGUCCUCACUGGGGUCUGGCCUUCCUCCACCAGGCAUGCCUCCUCCUGGCUCCUUCCCACCCCCAGUGCCGCCUCCUGGAGCCCUUCCACCUGGGAUACCCCCGGCCAUGCCGCCGCCACCUAUGCCUCCUGGGGCUGGCGGCCAUGGCCCCCCAUCCGCAGGAACCCCAGGAGCUGGACAUCCUGGACAUGGACAUUCACAUCCGCAUCCAUUCCCGCCGGGCGGAAUGCCCCACCCAGGGAUGUCUCAGAUGCAGCUGGCUCAUCAUGGGCCUCAUGGCUUAGGACACCCGCAUGCUGGGCCCCCCGGCUCUGGGGGGCAGCCACCACCCCGACCACCACCUGGAAUGCCUCAUCCUGGACCUCCUCCAAUGGGCAUGCCUCCCCGAGGCCCCCCAUUUGGAUCUCCCAUGGGUCACCCAGGUCCUAUGCCUCCACACGGCAUGCGCGGCCCUCCUCCCCUGAUGCCACCUCAUGGAUACACCGGGCCCCCGAGGCCCCCGCCCUACGGCUACCAGCGUGGGCCCCUUCCUCCACCCAGGCCCACCCCCCGGCCUCCAGUUCCCCCUCGUGGCCCACUUCGAGGCCCUCUCCCUCAGUAAUUUCUUAUUGUCUUUCUUUCCUCCUGUUAUAUUCUCCCACUGUCUUUUUCAGUUCCUUGGACCAAUUGGAGUUGCUGUAGCUCCCUGGGGCUAAAGUACUAAUUCUUCUUAGGCCUUUUUUAAAUACAAAUCUUUUCACAGGAGGUUUUAUUAUUUUUUUCUAUGUUGGUCCUGAGUGUUUUACAAAUGCACAGAGAAAGUAAAGUCAAGCUUCUUGUU
Molecule: messenger RNA, 1546 nt
Organism: Talpa occidentalis (Iberian mole)
Lineage: Eukaryota; Metazoa; Chordata; Mammalia; Eulipotyphla; Talpidae
Gene: SF3B4
Product: splicing factor 3b subunit 4
Exons: 6
Coding region: 53-1327 (424 amino acids)
Biological process (GO): positive regulation of mRNA splicing, via spliceosome
Cellular component (GO): nucleolus; U12-type spliceosomal complex
Molecular function (GO): RNA binding
Source: RefSeq, a predicted model, not a curated record